CUUUUCCUGUUCCGCGUGGGGAAACCGUAGGGCGUUGAGAUUUCCACCCCUUUCCGUAUUUUUAAACGCUAAGUAAAUGGUGCCAAGUUAUCCCACAAGAUGGCUUUCCUGAGGCAGAGUAAAUUUCGUCACGUGUUUGGCAAACCGUUAAAGAGGGACCAGUGUUAUGAUAACAUCAGGAUUACACGGUCGUCGUGGGAGUCGACGUACUGUGCGGUGAAUCCCAAGUUUUUGGCUGUGAUAACAGAAGCAGGCGGUGGUGGCGCCUUCCUGGUUCUUCCCCUGUCAAAGGUUGGUAGAGUAGAGCGUGAUCAUCCUCUUGUUGCUGGACACAAGGCUGCUGUCCUCGAUGUCGCUUGGUGUCCUCACAAUGACAACGUCAUUGCCAGUGGAUCAGAAGACUGCUGCAUCAAGGUGUGGCAGAUACCGGAUGGAGGUCUGACGGCCAAUCUCACUGACCCCGUGGCUGACCUGUUUGCCCAUCAGAGGCGAGUUGGCCUGGUUGUGUGGCACCCAUGUGCUCACAACGUGUUGCUCAGUGCAGGAUCAGACAACAAGAUCUUUAUCUGGAAUGUUGGCCUUGGAGAAGCUCUCACAGAGAUUGACUUGCCCGAUUUGCCCCUGUGUGCUUCCUGGAACCAUAAUGGUAGUAAAAUUGUGGCCACAUGCAAAGACAAGAAGAUCAGAAUAUAUGAUCCAAGAACUGCUGAUUUGCUGAAGGAAGGAAAAUCACACGAGGGUGCAAAACCAUCUCAGUGUGUUUAUGUGAAGGACGGAAAGAUUGUCACAACAGGGUUUUCGCGGAUGAGUGAACGACAAUAUGCUCUAUGGGAUGAGAAUGACCUCUCAAAGCCAAAAAUGAUGGAAGAAAUUGACACAAGCAAUGGUGUCUUGUUUCCUUUCUAUGAUGCAGACACAAGUAUGGUUUAUUUGUGUGGCAAGGGAGACAGUAUAAUCCGAUUCUACGAGAUAACCGACGUAUCUCCCUUCAUCCACUACCUGUCGCUAUACCAGGCGAAUGACCCACAGAGAGGAAUCUGUUUCAUGCCCAAGAGAGGGCUGGACGUCAACCACUGUGAAAUAGCCAGGUGCUACAAAUUGCACAACUCAGGUUUGUGUGAGGUCAUACCCUUCACUGUGCCUAGAAAGUCCGAGUUGUUUCAAGAUGACUUGUACCCAGACACUGCGUCCGAUGUGCCUGCCAUGACAGCAGAUGAAUGGGUGGAUGGACAUAAUGUAGAGCCACUUUUAGUAUCACUCAAAGGUGGUUUUGUGUCAACAAAGAAGGAAGCUUUGAAGGUUGCUCGGAGGUCAAAUGUUCUUGACAAAAUGCCGAACCGAGCUGCCCAGGCUGCAUCAAACAUGUCCUCCGUGAACUCUUCGGAAGCUGCUGCAGCGGCAGUCCUCCCACCUAAUAUGCCAUCUGAAUUUGAUGCGAAACAGAUGAUGGAGGAACUUCGACAAUUGAAAAUCUUGGUUACAAAUCAGGAUGACCAUAUUAGUAAGCUUGAAAAACGCCUUGCCGAGCUUGAGUCUAGAUCUAGGUCAACUGACGAAGAAGAUGUCAAGGCUGAUGAUGAACACGCUGAUAGUCAAGACAAUGCAUAAAUAUUUUAGACAUUCUUCUCAACUUUCAAGUCACUGGACAGUGUGCAUUAAUAUCAAUAUUGUAGUUUCUGAAUAAGAAAUUGUCGAACCAAAAAAAAAAAGUCACUUGAAUUAUGCAAAAUGUUUGAGACAUUUAAAUGGUAAAUGUAUUGAGAAGUUGAAACCAGUCUCAGACUAUUCCAGGACCUGGUUUUAUGUUUUAUGAUGCAAUUACUGUAUUUUUUCUGUUACUAUUUUCAUCUUUAAAUCGUGUAAAUACUUCAGGUAUCAAGACUGUAUAAGUAAACAAUGUGUUUUUAUUUUCAUAAUAUCUUCCAAAACCUAAUUCUUUCACUGAGGAAUAGGAGGAAUGUGAUCCACUGUUUCGUGGAGGUGUGGGUUAAGGUCCACAUCUAUAGGCACUAGUUGUUUGUUAUUGGUGCUUGCUCAUUAUAAAUAUUUUAUACGCUUCAGGCAUUAUUAUUUCACCAGUCAGUCACUAACUCACAAUACCAACAACCAAGCAUUAAUUUUUUAAAUUGCCAUUUGUACGAUUUCAUUGUAUCAUGUAAUUGUCUGAGAUUUGUGGAGAAGGUACAGAAACUGAAUGUUUAGUGCCAUAAUGUUGUGCAUGCCAUUUUGUAGCUUCUGGCAUUGCUUAUUAAAAUUUUGUUUUAAUUCCAUUCUUUGGUCCGACUACAACCUCCGUUGUAAGCUACAUUUAUGAUAGAUUUUUCCGCUUUGUUUGAGUUACAUUUUUUUUUAGUUACAUUUUUUUUGUUAUUAUAUUUCAGUGUACUGUAAAAGCCGACAUAUGUAUUAGAGCUUCAGUGUACUUUAUAUAGAAGACACAGGUUAUACGUAAUCAUGCUUCACUCUGUACACAUUUCUUACAUGUAACAGUCAUGAUAUAGUGUAGUUUCAAAUUCAGGGCCUUACUUUAAGUCUUACCCAGCUUAAUUUGGACAAGUGGUUCUGGGCGUAGGACAAAUCGGCAGUUCUGACAAAGAGGUUAAGAGGUUGAUGUCGCAAUUUUUCUAUCAUUUUAAGUUUUCUGUGAAUUAAUUUUGGGCUUCAUAGUCCUCCAUUAUUGCAUCACUGUAAUGGGUAUUUUUAGCUAUACAAGUGAUUAACAAACACAAAAUUACAAUACUGGCCACAUAUUUUCGAAGCUAUCUUAGCACUACAAAUAACAUAAAACUAUCAUAGACUACCAUGUUAUUACGACACAGGUCAUAGCCCGUGAUGGUUUUACUAUAUUGUACCACUAAGAAUCUUCACAAAUUUGGACCCUCUUUUUUUUGUUUGGCAUGUCCUUAAGUCAGUGUUUAUAAGCAGACUUAUGGUACAAGUUAUGGGACGGUUUAUUUGUAACGCCAAGACACAACCAUUAUAUUCUUCAUACUGUGCAUGUUAUAGACUCCAGUGGCAGCUGACUAAGAUGGCAGCAAACCAGCAUUGCCAUAAACGUAUCCAAAUGUAUGUCGGGUAACAUAUUUUUAUUGGUGACCUCACCUGUUACAUAUUUAGGUAUGAAAUAGAUGCACAAUUGGGAAAUUCUUUAGUUUAGUAGUGAACUAAUUUUACUUUGCCUACUACCACAAAAUAUUCUAGUCUUCUCUAAUUGCAUUCUGUAGUCCCAUACUUAACUGAUCUCAUUUUAACAAGUCUUACUACGAUAAAAAAAAAAAAAAAAUCGCCGUCAGUAAAUGUACAUGUAACUAGCAUAGGUAUGGUACUACAUAAUGUGAAUACUGUAAGACUGGAAUAAUUGCUGGUUAUGGAAUUAUAACUAGAUCAAAUUUCAUAUUUCCUGGUUAAAACAUCGUACAACUAGUAUAAUGACUAGAAAAGUAGUUAAUUAAUCACUUGGGCAUCUGGAAUGAGUUGCCCCUGUGAUAUAAUGCUAACUGCAGGUAUUUCCUUAGCAGUUGCUGGUCUGUUGCAAAAUUUAAUUACAUUAAAAAAAAAAAAAUGUUUAUACAUGUUUGUGAAAACAAAAUUAGUAAGUAAAGCCUGAAACUUGAUCAUUAAAGUGGCUAACAUGGUAAAGGAGUCAUGACUAUAUAUAUUUUGUAAAUAUUGACUGUGAUUGAAAUAUAUGUUGUGAUGCAACUAUGUACAUUUCAAUAUGUUAAUAUUAUUAGUUUUUGUAAAUUCACAUUUUUAACAACAUUUUGCCUGUAUAUUUUGCUGAUGCAUGUUUCUUCCAAUUUACAGUUUUGUUGAUUUUAUUUUGUUUAUGUAGCUUUCAUGGGUUAGUACUGUAUUUUUAUGUGCAUCGUCCGCUUCUUUUAUCUGCCAGAAAAAAAAAAAUUGUGGUUAUUUUGACUGUUUUGUUCCAAUUUUCUUUAAUUUGUUUCCUUUUAGGGGUUUUUUGUAUAAAACGGUUGAUUUUCAUUCAUACAAUAUAUUUUGCUUAAAAUAUGCAAGAAAAUCAAAUACUUUUAUAUUGAAAAGGUCAUAAUUGUUACUUUUUGUACAGUUUUAUUGUAGUUGGUAAAAGUUGACAGACUAUUGUUUACACUGGAGUAAGAAUAAUGUCACCAAUAAAUAAUUGGCACAACUUGUAGGUAAUAAUUGCAAGUUUAUUUUGCCAUUAUAAAUUUUGCACGGUCUAUUUUGGUGGGCUUUUGCCUCUUUAUUUAGCAGCUACAUGUAGUUGGGAUCAGUUUUUAAACACUUUGUAUUAAUGUAGUGAGUCAGCCUUUUGUUGUUAUUUAUAACAUGUGCUGCAACAUUUUAAACUGAAAACAUCAGCACUAAUUCUGGAUGUUAUAACUGUUGUUUAAAUUACCCACUUUUUAAUAAUUUUCAGUCAUAUACCCUACAUAUAUGAAAAUUGGCUAAAACAAAGUUUGUUCCUGUGUGACUCAUGUUAAUGCAGAAUAUUGACCUGCACAUGAAAUUGCUUAUAAUUACAGGUGAAAUUUUCAGGUUUUUUUUUUUUUUUUUUUUUUAAAUUAAUACACUGUAGCCUUUGGCGUUGAUCCUGCUAAUGGUUUCAUUGCAUAGUAAAAAUAAAGUAAUAAAUUGUCUAGUCUUGAUAUUGUUAAGAAUCUAUAAGCAGCAGCUGGAACAUUAACUUUUUUGGUUUGGUCAUUCUGUUGUUUAUGUUACAACUAUAACUGACUGUAUACUGGAAUUUACGGAAGGCACCUGCAUUAGUAUAAGUAACAAGAAAUUGCUUUCCUCACUAGAUGGUGUAUUAAAACGUGGAAUAUCAAUAGAAAUAGCAUUCCAUUUACUCUUUGAUGUGCCUUGAUGUUUUUGUGAACAACUAUUGAAAUAAUCUUUAGUGUGUUUAUUCUUUUCUAUUUAUUCUAAUGUCACUUGAAGGCUAGUUAAUGCAUAUAUUUCUAUUAUUUAUAGAGGCAGUGGAAGUGUUUUGUUUAACUACAUUAUAUUCUGUGUAUCUUUUUGUCUUGUAUUUUUGAGUAAUUUUUGUUUUGUUUUUAAUAAAUGCCUUAGUUAUGUACAGUAAAACAAUGUAUAGAGAAAAACAAAAUACCAAAAAACAAUCCAGCAUAAAUAAAAGCUAGUUUAAAAAUGUGUUUAAUUGUGCUCUCCCCACUUUAUACACACAUGUAAAUAACUUGAGUGACAUAGGGUUUGGGAAUAUAAAAAAUCCCUCACCAUGUCUAUGAGUUUUUAAAAAAAAGUUUUUAUCUUUUGUUAUAAGUUUGUUCUGUGAAUAGUCAAUUCUGUUUCUGGUGGUCAUCAUUAUGUUUGCAUAGUCAUGUUUUAAACAUUUGUUAUUUUUAUUGAUGUGUUUGUGGAAAUUCCGAACCUCGGUUAGGAGGAAUCAAUUAAAAUAGCUGACAUUGAAAGUAGUCAUGUGCUUCAAAGAAUGUUGCUUAUUUAGCUAUACAUCUGUACAAGCAAACCUGAUGCCUUAAAUAUAUUAUUUAUUUAAAAUGGAACCUCUAAUUCAUGUUUUAAAAAAACCCAAACUAAAACCAAAAAUACAAAUGUAGAAUAUUUCAGUCAUGUUACUAUUUAAAUCAUAGUAGUACAAAAUCAGUAUGUUUUUAAAUUCUAAACUUGUAUGAAAUUUAAAAUAUGUAAUAUUCAGACGGAAAAUGACUACAAAUAGUAUAGUUCCUUUAGUAACAUAUGUAAAUUGUGUGUUUAUACAUGUAUACAGUAAGAGAUAAUAUUAUGUCUAUGUGUGUAUACAGUAAUAAUUCAUGACAUAGCAAGUUGUCUAUUUUGUUGUUUAAUGUGCAUGUUUGACCUUUAUGUAAUUGUUAAAGAAAUAUGGAUAAAUUGUAUGAAUAAUACUGGGUGGGAGGGUUGCAAUUAUUUGUCUUUUUAUAAACACUUUGUAAAUAAGUAUUCUUUAUAGUGUGUUUUGUUCUUUCAAAAUGGAUGUGUAUUUGAAACUUUUCUUCUAAUCUUAAAUCAAGGCAGCAGAGGUGUUUAGAAUUGAACACUCUCCCUGUGGCAUAAAAUUGAUGGAAUUUGGCACAGUAAUAUAAAGCAAGAUCUUGCAUGCUUAAAGUACUACUUUCUAAAAAAAAUAAACUAUGAUUAUGGUGAGAUGGAGUCAUUUCAUUUUCAUAAAAUGUCGCACAAAAUGAUUCUGUAUAGAUUCAACAAUAAUGAAUGUCAUUGUUGAUAUUUAUACAGAAUUAUACAUGACACAAUAAUUUCUAGUUUUCUAAGAUCAAAAUAUGCAGCAUGUGUUUCAUCAAAUUGUAUUAAUGACAGGGGUAUUCAGGAGAAAAGUGUACAGUGUUUAGAAUUCUUUCUUUCUUUCUUCCCUUUCAUGAUUGUCCUUGUUCACAACAUCUGAUUAAGCCAGUGGCUUUUUUUGUGUUUUUUACACCUUGAUCAUUGGUACGAGAUACAACUAUUGAUUACAAUGUGAAAAAAAAGGUAUUUUUAAAUUAAUACAGUAACUGAAAAGUAUCAAUACAUAUUUGUGGGUGUAUUUCUAUUAAGAUCAAAGAACAAUUUGAUUAAUCUUUUUUAAUGGAUUUGUGUUUUAUAAAUACUCGAACUGGUUUUAGGUAUCAUUCUCUGACAUUUAGUCUGUUAUUCGAUAGGUACGGCAUGAGUAACACAGUGUUUUUUAAUAUCAUUUGAACAGCAGCCGACAUUGGUGUGAAAUUGAUGGACGUUGGGUUGUCUUUUGUUAAUGUGGAACCUUUUGAAGGAUAGUUAAUGAAAUGCUUUUGUUUUGUCAUGGGUGUAAUCUGGGUGUGUCAUUGUGUUGAAAGUUGGUGCGUCAGAAGAAUCACACCGUCAUUACUGUAAUAAGCUGGUCUACUCUAAUAACUGACUGUAUAGAAAUCUUUAGAAUACGUGUAUCAAAUAGAGAGAAUAUACUUUCCAAUUUCGAAUCUAUUGUUGAAUCUUUCAUACUUGGACAAACUAAAGAGUGCUGGACAAAACCAGGGGGUGGGCAACAAAUAAUUUAGGAACACUGUUGAAGGUAUAGUGCUGGUCAAAAUGGUUAAAAUUGACAACGUUCUGGGUAGAAUUGCACAAGUAGUUGGCAAAUGCACCUGGUGUGGGCUGUUUUAGUAAUAUAUAUAUAUAUAUACAUACAUAGCUGAACAUGAGUAGUCACUGAAGACCAGUUAAUAGUCACUCGAACAAGGGUUAGUAGUCGUCAUCAUUUUGCAGUGUCAUAUGGCAAUAUUACAACAUAAUUGCCAUAUCUAGUUAACAUGUAAUUGCUAUGUUGAUGCAGAAGGACAUUUUAGAACAAAUACCUCUUCUUCUUUUUUAAUUAAAACAAUUUUUUCCAGCAACAUAUAUUUUAUAAUUUGUAAAUGUUUUGGUAGCAUUGUAGGGUUUUUUGUUGGGGUUUUUUUUUAUCUGAAUGUUGUGUUGCCAUUAUUUGUUAAACAAGUACUAAAAGUGUUAAGUAUUUUAUUUUCAAAAUAGUGUAUAACUUAAUUUCUUUCUUGUUUUAAGAAAUAGAAAUUAAUUACAAUUUUGUCUGGUUCGAGAGGUUAUUUUGUUUUAUGUGAGAGAAGGAAAUGUGCACUGAAGGUAAAGAAUAGAUGUUCUUGAAUGAUUCCAGUCUUUGAAUGGCCUACUCAACUUCUGAUGUUAUUUUCAAUGGUGUAAAUUUUUCAUCCUGUUAUGCAAUAAACUGCUGUAGAUUGA
Molecule: messenger RNA, 7710 nt
Organism: Gigantopelta aegis
Lineage: Eukaryota; Metazoa; Mollusca; Gastropoda; Neomphalida; Peltospiridae
Product: coronin-1C-like
Exons: 11
Coding region: 100-1608 (502 amino acids)
Biological process (GO): actin filament organization
Molecular function (GO): actin filament binding
Source: RefSeq, a predicted model, not a curated record